Daphnia pulex (common water flea) is the source of this 1275-nucleotide messenger RNA. Its product is annotated as carnosine N-methyltransferase-like. The coding region runs from base 58 to 1137 and encodes 359 amino acids. Gene Ontology annotation, molecular function: S-adenosylmethionine-dependent methyltransferase activity. The transcript is spliced from 8 exons. The record is from RefSeq and is a predicted model, not a curated record. NCBI's taxonomy places the organism in Eukaryota, Metazoa, Arthropoda, Branchiopoda, Diplostraca, Daphniidae.
GGUUGAAUUUUUAGAUAUUUAUUGUCAUAAUAACACGAAUAGGAUAGGUCAUCGUUCAUGAUGGGGAACAACGGACCUACUGACGAUGUCGAAGAGAAAGAACACUUUCAGAGAAUCGUUAACGCUUUCCGUUAUUACAGGUCUUUUUCGUUGCAACGCUUGGCCACUUCAGAAGCUUACGUCUCGUCUCUCCCCAGCCACCAUCAAACUUUACUCACUAGCUAUCGUUCUCACUUGGAAGACAUUAGGACUUGUGUAGAGCACAACUACGAAAUCAUCAAACUUAUCACGGCAGAUGUUGCUACGCUGUUUGAAAAUGUCAAACACGAUGCUGGUCAAGUCAAGUCCAAGGUUCACCCAACCAUGAGUGAUAUGGAAAAGGUCCAAUCUACACUGAAACAAAUUGUAAGGGACUGGAGUAAAGAUGGGGAGGAAGAAAGGUCUGCGUGCUAUAACCCCAUUAUUGAAGAAAUUGAAUUAAACUUUCCACCUGCUCAGAGGCCCUCGGAACAAGUACAAAUUUUGGUUCCCGGUGCUGGACUUGGACGACUGGCGUUUGAGAUAGCCAAAAGAGGUUACAGCUGUCAAGGCAAUGAGUUCAGUCUCUUCAUGCUGUUCGCCUCCAACUUCGUCUUGAACAAAUGUCAGGGGGUCGAGACUUUUCGUGUUUAUCCAUGGACGCAACAGUUCGUCAAUACUUUAUCAGCUGCUGACGUAACCAGAGGGUCUUCCUUCCCUGAUCUUGAUCCAUCAUCACUCCCACGCCAUGCUCAAUUUUCCAUGGCAGCGGGCGAUUUCCUCGAAGUUUAUACAGAAGCAAGCACAUGGGACUGUAUAGCUACGUGUUUCUUUAUAGAUUGCGCCAACAACAUCGUCAGCUUCAUCGAAACUAUUUACAAAAUACUCAAGAGCGGUGGCGUUUGGAUCAAUUUAGGGCCGUUGCUCUACCAUUAUUCGGACAUCCCUGGCGAAAAUUCCAUCGAGCCAACCUACGAAAUGGUUAGAGAAAUCAUACAAGGGAUAGGCUUUGUCAUUGAGAAAGAGCGAACUGGGGUGAAAACCACCUACUCUCAAAACGUCCGCUCCAUGCUCAAAUACGAGUACGAUAGUGUCUUUUUCGUCUGCCGGAAGCCUUGAAAAAAACAAUUUAAAUUGGUUGAUAUUACGUUUCGACCAAUACCAAGAGAACGAAUUUGUACCUGUGUGUGGGGAAUAUGUUUAACUUUUUUUUUUUAAAUAAACAAUACCAGGUUUUUUUUUACAUGGUCUUUCAUA